Molecule: messenger RNA, 532 nt
Organism: Myotis davidii
Lineage: Eukaryota; Metazoa; Chordata; Mammalia; Chiroptera; Vespertilionidae
Product: coagulation factor X-like
Exons: 4
Coding region: 106-510 (134 amino acids)
Biological process (GO): blood coagulation
Cellular component (GO): extracellular region
Molecular function (GO): calcium ion binding
Source: RefSeq, a predicted model, not a curated record
CUGUGAUAAGCAGAAGGACAAUCCUCCACCCUCUGAGCUGGGGUGAGUGAACCUUGCCCUGGAAGCCUAUCACAGUGCGACCGCAACACUGUCCUAGGCCACACCAUGGCCGGCCUGCUGUGCCUCCUCCUGCUCAGUGCCUCCCUGGCCAGCCUCCUGUCACCCGGGGGAAGUGUGUUCAUCCUCCGGGAACAUGCCAACAGCUUCCUGAACAGGGUUAAUUCAUUAUCUGAAGAGAGAAAAAGAGAAUACCUUGAAAGUGAGUGUGUGGAAGAGACUUGCGAUUACGAAGAGAUCCGAGAAGUCUUUGAGGACACGGAGAAGACGAAUGAAUUCUGGAAUAUAUACAAAGAUGGUGACCAGUGUGAAAGCAAUCCCUGCCUGAAUCAGGGCAGGUGUAAGGACGGCCUUGGGGAAUACAACUGCACUUGUCAGGAAGGAUAUGAAGGCAGAAACUGUGAAUUACGUGAGUUCCUCUUCUUGGUAGGCCUUCAAGUCCGAGUUACCUGAAGAAUCCAAUGUGGGAAAGAGG